Messenger RNA from Dissoconium aciculare CBS 342.82, 669 nucleotides. Its product is annotated as S-adenosyl-L-methionine-dependent methyltransferase. The transcript has a single exon. The coding region runs from base 1 to 669 and encodes 222 amino acids. Gene Ontology annotation, molecular function: S-adenosylmethionine-dependent methyltransferase activity. NCBI's taxonomy places the organism in Eukaryota, Fungi, Ascomycota, Dothideomycetes, Mycosphaerellales, Dissoconiaceae. The record is from RefSeq and is a predicted model, not a curated record.
AUGGCUAUCUUCAGCAUCCAGACUUCACCAAAUAAACUGAUCCCUUAUCUCGUUCGCGCCCGAGACGCAAGCAACAUCGAUGAAUGCAUGGCCGUCUACGAGUGCUGGGCGACUACAUACAACAGCGACCUGAGCGAAGACGGCCACAACUACGUUGCGCCAGUCCUUGUGGCACAGCUUGCGUACAAGCUGACCGCCGAUGCAGCGGGAGCUGCCUUUCUUGACGCUGGAUGUGGUACCGGAUUGGUCGGCCAAGCUCUGGCACGUCUCGGAGCCGAUGCGAUCGAUGGGCUCGACUUCUCCCUUGCUAUGCUUGACGAGGCUGAGCAGACCGGUGCAUAUCAAAAUCUGAUCCGAGCGGAUCUAACCCAGCGACUCAACAUCGCCGAUGCGACAUAUGACACGGUAACCUGCGUUGGCACUUUCACGCACGGACACGUUGGGCCGGCGCCUGCAUUAUGCGAGUUCCUGCGCAUAUGCAAACCAGGCGGUUUGGUAGUGGCAACUGUGAUUGAGCCGCUGUGGGACGAUGCAGGAUUCAAGAAGGAAGUGGCGCGAAUCGAAACAGGGAGAAUGGCGGAGGUGGUUCAACAAGAAGUCGUGGACUAUGUGAAGGGCCGCGGCGACAAAGCAAUUCUCGUUGUGCUGCGGAAGAAAGCGGUCCCCUGA